UGUUCUCGUCUGUGGGUUUUAGCCAAGGCUGCAGCGCCCGGCGCCCGAGCGAGCGAGCGCAGCAGCGGCUUCUUCCGGCGCCCGCACCCGGGCGAUGCGAUUUCCCGAGCCCCUCGGGCGCAGCCUGGGUUCUCGCUCUCCAGCACUGGCCGAGCCCGCGAGGCCCCCGAGCCGCGGUGUCUAGAGGAGGAGGCAGGGAGGAGACCCAACCUCCCUCCCCCACCCUCGCCCCAUACUCCUCGGCGACCACCGCGCGGGGAGCCUGAUCGUGGAACACUGAGACCAGGACGGGAUUCUCUGCACGCUGCCGAGUGAGACGGCAUCUCAACCCCUGGUUGGGCUGCGAAGAAAAUGGUGCAAUCAGAGAUACGCUGACCCCAGUUGGGCAAAGCAGACGGGGUACUAGAGUGCCGAGGCUCAGGUGGCAGAAGAAGCGGGCGGACUGUUUUGAAGGGCCGGGGCCACUGUUUUCCUCGGUGCCAGCAGCACCCGGGCAGCACCUUCCCAGGGCUACCCAGGAGCCAGAUGAAGUGAGGCGGAGGCGUCGCGGGAGAAACGGGUCUUCAGGUGCCUGGGUGGACACUCCAGGAAGAAGACAGCUCUGGGGAGGGCAGCAUGACGCCCCCGGGGCAGGUUGCUGGGAGGGCAGGGCGCCGUGAUCGCGCGACCUGUCCAUGGUGUUGAAGGCGCCGCGCGCCGAGUUCCGCGCGCCCAGCGCUGUGCGCCCUGCGGGGUGCGCCCUCCACGGCGCAGCCUGCCCCUCGCGCCCGCCAGCUGCCGCCCAAUCUCCGCAAGACCCCGGCCAAGGUUCGUCCCGUUAGGCGUCCGGGUGACCGCACCGUCGGCCCUAGAGGCCGCCUGAAUGGCGAAGCCAGAGGCAGACGAUCCGGGAGCUCUCGGGGAAAGGUCGGCAGAGACCGUGGGCCCACUGGGAGCCAGUCUCUGAGAGCAGCGCGCUGGCCAGACGGAGCAAGGGACCUGCAGGUGAGCAAAGGACGGAUAUUUUUUAAAGACCCGACUCGAGGAGGAAGAACGUUGCUUCUCUUGCAGACCAGAAGUGAGAGAGCCGCUGAGAGGGAGACCCAGGCGAGACUCGGGCAGCGGCCCUGGCAUCUGGAGGUUUCCUUCUCUGGCUGGCCGUAUCGCGGGUGUUUCAGUUCAUCCUGUUGUCGAGCAGCUCCUCCUGAUAACCAAUCUCUCCCCACCUCCAAAAAAAAAAAGAAAAAAAAAGAAAAAAAAGAAAAAAAGCCAGGCUAGUGGGUCCCGUCGCCCCCCUGUACAAAGAGAGCCCAGGAGCCCCACCGCAGGCAAGGGCACUUGGUGUUUAGUUUCCGGCCAGAGGGCAGCAACGCCCGAAGCCCGGCUGCGUGAGAACGGGGCCGGUUCGGAGGACUCGCUUCCUGCCCGGCAGGGAGGAGGCGGGAGGCGGCCUUGCCCUGCUCAGCGCCGCUUGAGGCUGCACCUGCCCCGGAGGAUGCCCAGGGGCUCGCCGGAGCCUCUCGGGUUCAGAACUUUUUAGGCUGCCCGCCCCCAUCCCCGCAGUCCCUGGGCUGCGCGCCUGCAGGAGGGGGCUGAGGGGGCGCCACCGCGCCAGUCUCCCUCCUGUUCCCCCCUCCCCUCCUUGGCUCGGCCGCCCGCCGCUUUGUUACGGGCGCGCGGAGGGAAGGCGAGGCUGCGGCGGAUCAUGCCCAUGGUGUAGCCGCGAAGUGGAGGCAUGGCUGCCGGAAGGUUACUGCUCUACACGGGCCUCUCGCUAGCGCUCUGCGCCCUCGGCAUGCUGGCCGUGGCCAUCUGCUCAGACCACUGGUACGAGACGGACGCCAGGAAGCACAGGGACAGGUGCAAGGCCUUUAACACCCGCCGGGUCGACCCUGGCUUCAUUUACAACAACAACAACAACUUGCCGCUUCGGGCCAGCCGUUCGCGCCUGGACCGCUGGGAGGGUAAACUCCUCCGGGCCCGGAAUCGCCGGCAGCUCUUCGCCAUGAGCCCCGCAGACGAGUGCAGCCGGCAGUACAACUCCACCAACAUGGGCCUCUGGAGGAAGUGCCACCGGCAGGGCUUCGACCCAGAGAUCGAGGCCCUGAUUCGGAAAGGGGAGAUUGAGCGGUGCACGUACAUCAAAUACCACUACUCCUCAGCCACCAUCCCCCGGAACCUCACUUUCAACAUCACCAAGACCAUCCGCCAGGAUGAGUGGCACGCCCUGCACCUGCGCAGGAUGACGGCCGGCUUCAUGGGCAUGGCGGUGGCCAUCAUCCUCUUCGGCUGGAUCAUCGGCGUGCUGGGCUGCUGCUGGGACCGAGGCCUUAUGCAGUAUGUGGCAGGGCUUCUCUUCCUCAUGGGAGGAACCUUCUGCAUCAUUUCACUGUGCACCUGUGUGGCUGGGAUCAACUUUGAGCUGUCACGCUACCCACGCUACCUGUACGGACUCCCCGACGACAUCAGCCACGGCUACGGCUGGUCCAUGUUCUGUGCGUGGGGGGGCCUGGGCCUCACGCUAAUCUCGGGAUUCUUCUGUACCUUGGCCCCUUCUGUCCAACCUGUCCCGAGGACCAACUGCCCAAAAUCCAGACCCGAGAAUGGGACAGUGUGCUAAAAAAACAAACUCAUACACACACACACAUAUAUAUAUAUAAAUAUAUAUAUAUAUAUAAUAUACAUAUAUACAACAAAACUAAAUCAACAUGAUGCCAGUGCCAAGGUCGAGUUGAGUUGGCUCAGGCACCCGCAUCUCGUCUGGACUUUGUGUCGCCUCAUCACCGAGAUGGGGAAGGCGUGCCCAUCCUGUGGCUCUUCCAUCAAUUCUUAACUUUUGGCUUCCUGGUUUCUGGAAGACAGAGUGAACAUCCCCAUUCGAGGUCGUGUCCUGAUUCCCGUCACUCACAAGGAUGGGGUGGUGGGCUGGGAAGGGACGGUGCCUGGGGUCCAAAGCGGCACAGGUGUCGAGAAGGAAGUACCAUCCACUGGGCCAACAGGAGGGGACACCACCCCAUCACCGAUCAUCUCAACGAGAAACCCCGCCCUUAGUUCAUAGAGUGAAACCAGAUCUUUGAGGCCAUUCACAGAACCACUUCUCCUGCUCGUCCUGUUCUGAUUUCCUUCCAGCCCGACCAGUGACACACAAGGAGUGGAAGAGAAAACACACCCAGAAGGACGUUUCCUCUUCGCUACCAAACUUUCGGACCAAGUUUCAGAGGUGGGAAGGGGGAGAACACAACGUGCUGAGAGGCAAGACCUGCAUCACUAACAGGACGCUUCAGUGGAUGCUCAGAAAACCCAGUCUUACCUUCCAGCUGCCUUACACCCAGUUAAACAAGAGGCUGCCCUGCCCCAAACCCCACUCCCCAGGCAGAUCAGAGCCUUGGAGUCAUGCUGUGAUGUGUGUGUGUGUGAUGUGUAUGUGUGCGUGUGUGUGUGUGACUACUUUGAGUGGUUUCCUUUUUUCUUUUCACCUUUUAAAAUGGAAAUAUUACAUUAUGACUGUUGUCUAUUAUUUGUGGUGGUUCCACGGCCCAGGACGGAGGCCCCGAGACCUAGGAUGCACCAUAAGGGGCAGGCCUCCAUGGGUGCUGGCUCUGCAGCUUCAAUCCCUGGAGUGUGAGUGUGUGUAUGUGUGUGGUGGGUGUUUUCUGAGUGGGGUUUUAUCAUUUGUGUUGCAUUUUUCUGUUAUUUUUAGUGCAGCUGAAAUUCCCAGAGGGCAGAACCAAGAACAAAACCACUGGGCAGGCGACCCUGUGGUUCUUCACAUCACAGCUCUGGGACACCACGGGAUUUAGUCCUCUAAUUUUGGAAGUUGAA
This is a messenger RNA of Camelus dromedarius (Arabian camel), 3801 nucleotides long. RefSeq names its product transmembrane protein 178B (gene TMEM178B). The transcript has 4 exons. The record is from RefSeq and is a predicted model, not a curated record. Bases 1715 to 2599 code for a protein of 294 amino acids. NCBI's taxonomy places the organism in Eukaryota, Metazoa, Chordata, Mammalia, Artiodactyla, Camelidae. Gene Ontology annotation, cellular component: membrane.